Molecule: messenger RNA, 1491 nt
Organism: Exophiala bonariae
Lineage: Eukaryota; Fungi; Ascomycota; Eurotiomycetes; Chaetothyriales; Herpotrichiellaceae
Exons: 6
Coding region: 1-1491 (496 amino acids)
Biological process (GO): transmembrane transport
Cellular component (GO): membrane
Molecular function (GO): transmembrane transporter activity
Source: RefSeq, a predicted model, not a curated record
AUGGAAAUGGAAAAGGCCAGCAACAGCUCGCUGAAGGACCAAAUCAGAGAGGUUCAGUCAAAAGAAGAGGGUACUAUCGAUGAUGCACAGACACUUAUCAACCAGCGAGAGAAAAAGCUGAGAUUGAAGAUGGAUCUGUGGAUCCUGCCAAUUGUCACUCUUCUAUACCUCUUUUGUUUCAUCGAUCGGUCCAACAUAGGCAAUGCUCGCAUCGCAGGUCUAGAGAAAGAUUUACAUCUGAAAGGCUACGACUAUAAUGCACUCCUUUCCAUCUUUUACAUCUCCUACAUCCUCUUUGAGAUACCUGGGAAUGCCCUUUGCAAAUAUAUCGGCCCAGGUUGGUUCAUACCAAGUUGCGUAAUCGGCUUUGGAGUUGCCUCCAUUGGGGCAGCCUUUGUGAAGGACUUUGCACAACUGGCUGGAGUACGCUUCCUGCUAGGGGUGUUCGAGGCCGCGAUGCUGCCGGCGAAUAUCUACUAUCUCUCAAGAUGGUAUACAAGAGACGAACUUGUGUUUCGCAUCUGCUUCUUUAUCCUCUCAGCAUCAUUGGCCGGUGCAUUUGGUGGACUGCUCGCAUCAGGGAUCUUGACUCUGGACCAGGUUGCGGGCGUAACCCGCUGGCGAAUGAUCUUUUUUAUCGAAGGGAUCAUCACCGUAAUUCUUGGCCUUAUUGCGUUGGUCAUGAUGACAGAUCGCCCAGAAACCGCCAGAUGGCUCACUUCUGAGGAGAAGCAACUGAUCCUGGACCGUGUGAAGGCUGAGCGAAUUGGAACAACUGAGGUUGUUGACAAAUUCACUCAGAAGAAAUUCAUCAAAGGCUUUACUAGUCCAGUGGUCGUUGCAACUUCGCUGAUGUUCUUCUUCAACAACAUAACAGUAUCCGGACUUGCAUUCUUCCUUCCCACAAUUGUCAGGACUAUCUACCCAACUCACACGGUCAUCAGCCAGCAACUACACACGGUUCCACCUUAUGCUCUCGGCACGGUUGCUUGCUUGGUCCUUUGCUAUGGCAGCUGGAGGAUGAAGCGGCGAAACAUCUUCAUCACACUUGCGGCCGUCCCAGCUAUGGUGGGAUAUAUCAUAUUCCUCAGCACAGACAAACCAUCAGUUCGUUACGCAGCUACUUUCCUCCCAAUGCUUGGCAUAUUCUCCAAUGGGGCGAUACCCGCAUCACAAGUAUCCGCGGCCGUCGUCUCGGACACUGCACGGCUCUCGGCGGUUGCUAUGUAUGCCAUGAUUGGCAAUCUGGGAGGACUUCUUAGCACUUGGGCGUUUCUGCCAUUCGACUCGCCAGAUUAUGUCAUUGGCAAUGGCCUGAACCUUGCAGUUCAGGGCAUGAUUCUGGUUAUUGGCAUAGGUCUCUUCUUCUGGGCUGCCUGGGACAACCGGAAAAGAGAUGCAAAGGAUAUUGAUGCUGAACUCCAAGGGAAGACUGUUCAUGAAAUUCAGGACUUGGACUGGCGACAUCCAGGAUACCGCUGGCAGCUGUAA